Messenger RNA from Anolis carolinensis (green anole), 3081 nucleotides. It is a transcript of the gene entrep2, whose product is annotated as endosomal transmembrane epsin interactor 2. Gene Ontology annotation, cellular component: membrane. The transcript has 11 exons. The coding region runs from base 236 to 2410 and encodes 724 amino acids. NCBI's taxonomy places the organism in Eukaryota, Metazoa, Chordata, Lepidosauria, Squamata, Anolidae. The record is from RefSeq and is a predicted model, not a curated record.
GGCGGCGCCCGCCAGAGCCGGCUCUUGGCUGCUGCUCUUCCUCGGCCUCCCUCCUCCAUGGCGGGGCCCGGGGGCCUCCUGCUCCUGCCGCUGCUCCCCGGGCCGGACCCCCCCUGGCUUCCUCGGAGGCGGCGUUGCCGGCGGAGGCGGAGGAGGACCUGCUCCUGCGCUUGAUGCUGCUGCUGCUGCUGGUUCUGCUGUUGAUGUCCCCGGCGGCGGGAGGAGGAGGAGGAGGAUGCCGCUCGGCGGGGGGAGCCGCUCCCGCUCCCGCGCCCUGGCCGCCGCCGCGGGGCUGAUGCCCGGCGCCGGAGUGGGGCUGGGGCUGGGGCUGGGGGCGGGCGGGGCGCGGAGCCCCUCGGCCCUCUCGCGCCGCCUGGCCCGCCUCCGGGGCUCCCGCGCCCGCCUCAUGCUGGCCCUGGGCGGCGCCCAGAUGGCCCUGGGCUGCCUCAUCGUGGCCCUCAGCUUCGCCGCCCUCGCCCUCACCACCUCCGCCCGCGUCCGCCACUCCUGCCCCUUCUGGGCCGGGUUCUCCGUGCUGCUGUCGGGUCUGAUUGGCGUUGUGUCGUGGAAAAGGCCACUCUCCCUGGUGAUCACCUUUUUCAUGCUCUUGUCGGCCGUCUGCGUGAUGCUCAACUUGGCCGGCUCCAUCCUUUCCUGCCAGAACGCGCAGCUGGUGAACUCGUUGGAGGGGUGCCAACUGAUUAAAUUCGACAGCGACAGCGUCUGCGUCUGCUGCGAGUUGCAGCACCAGAACUCGGGUUGCAGCCUGGGUGAGAUGCUGAAGCUGAACCCCCUCCAGGAAUGCAACCGGGUCCGGCUGACCCUCAAGGACCUGCUGUUCAGCGUCUGCGCUCUCAACAUCAUCUCGACCAUUGUCUGCGCUUUGGCAACCGCCAUGUGCUGCAUGCAGAUGGUCUCCUCCGACGUCCUGCAAAUGUUUCUGCCCCAGAGAUCUCACUCGGCCAAUCCGGACUGCAUGACCCCGCACGGGACGAUCCUGCACCAGACCCUGGAUUUUGACGAAUUCAUUCCGCCAAUUCCGCCUCCGCCGUACUACCCGCCCGAGUACACCUGCACCCCUGUGAUCGAAGCACAAAGAGGGCUCCACUUGGACUUUUCUCACUCGCCCUUCAAUACUUUGUACGAAGUGUCCAUCAACAGCCCUGGAAUCCUUUAUCCGGCCGAAUUGCCUCCUCCUUACGAAGCGGUUAUUGGGCAGGCGACGGGAAACCAGGUCACCGUUAUGGAGCAGCAAGUGAUAGAAUCCAGCAUCUUAGAGAGGAACCCAACAACCGACUUCAGCAGCCAAGCCUUGUUGGACAGCCCUUCCCAGGCGGCCUCCGAAGCGGCCACUCUCCCCAACAGCCGCACUUACUCCUCGGGCGACCUGCGCGGACUGGAGCUCCCGGAGCCGUCCUUCUUCUCCGCAGACCUCUCGGCCUACACGACUCCCCGCAAAGGAGCCACAAACAGGAGCUGCUCCAGCCUGGACUGUGGCAUCUCUUGUGGGCUGCGCAGGACUCGCUCCCCGGACAACGAGGCCGGCAGUGGCCGGAGCCCGACGUGCGCAGACGGAGCCAACGACAAGGGUCGCGGGCGCCGCUCUCGCAGCCGGUCCUCGGACUGCUCCUCGGAGAACUUUGGUGCCGCCGAGAGGGACUGUCCGCGCUCGGUCCGCAAGGGCAAGGCCGCCACUCCGCCCAAGCUGCGCAAGAUCUGCUGCGGGGUCUUUGGGCCCACGACCCUGCCACCGCCUCCCCGUCGCUCCGUGCCCGUCAACACGCUGCCUCGCAGCUGCCCCGAGCGCAUGGCCCAGCAGCGCAGCCGGAGGGCCCGCCUGUCCAACAUCGUCCGGUCCACUAGUGACCCUUUGUCGUGUGCGUCUGCCGCAGAAAUUCCCGUCUCUAGUCCUCACGUGGGUGCCUCUACUUGCCAGGACGCCGGACACCAUCUCUUCCCGACCGGAAAGCCGAGGGACCCCCCGAAAUCGGGACAUUCCCGGAAGCCCAAGGCCUUACAGACCCUCUGCAAGGACCGGCCCCACUCUUUGGUGGACCUCCAGACCUACAAGGACACCAAGGUCCUGGUGGCCAAGUUCCUGGAGCACUCCAACUGUAACCUUCCCCCGGAGGUGCGUCACGUGGUGAACAGCAUCCGCUCCGUCAUCAAGUCCGACGAGAGACACAUGGAAGAAGCCAUCUUCAGUGCCAACGUCAUCGAUCAGGUGAUCACAAGCUCCCAGCAGAGUGUGGAUACCUCCCGAAAGCGGCUCCAGGAAGACCUCCACCUCCAGAGCUGUGGGGCGCUGAGCUCCCCGGUGGCCUUCCUCCGCAGGGCCCACGUCACCCGCACCUUGGAGCGCGGAAGGCCCCACAGCUUCAUCGGCGUCUGUCGAGAGACCGUCCUUUGACCCAAGUCUCGCUUCUGAGGACCACAGGCCCAUGGAGGAGACCUUGAAGGCCCAGAGCCACACGUGAAGAAGGUUCAGCCACCAAGGGAUGGAGGGACUGGGGCAGGAGAAAGAGGGAGAAGGGGCAGAAAAGGAUCCAACUGCUCACCAUCCGUCCCAACAAGUCUUCCUUUGAAGUCUCGGUCUGGAUCUUCAGUCCCAGAAGCCCCCUUGUCGUGAAUGCAUCUUCAUGCGACAACAUUUGUGGAAGGAAUUGGGAGUGGAACUAAAGUGGUUCCAGUUUGAAACGAGAAAACUUUGUCAAGUCUCUGUUUUCCUCCCAUGGUGAAGAAUGGAGAUUCUGAAAGACCCCAUAACCACUUGGGGUGGACGUCAUUUGCUGAGCUCCAACAGCAAACGCUACGGUGCAACUUAGAAGUUGUAUGUUCUUCGCCGUACCUCAAAAGUAUUUUAACGAAAGCUGAACAGUGUUUUAAUAACAAUGAUGGUCAUGAUAAUAAAACAAAAAUUCAGAAGGUCUCCCUGAACUUUGCAUCUUCCAGGACUGAUUCAUCCAUGGAUGGAUCUUCUGUUGCGGCAGAAGAAGUUUGGUUAUUAUUCUAUGUCAUAUCUGUUAUCAUUUUUUUUUACAUUGUCCCAACUCGAGUAAAAACAUUUCAAGUUGCUCAGAA